Molecule: messenger RNA, 3609 nt
Organism: Prosopis cineraria
Lineage: Eukaryota; Viridiplantae; Streptophyta; Magnoliopsida; Fabales; Fabaceae
Product: auxin response factor 2B
Exons: 15
Coding region: 569-3127 (852 amino acids)
Biological process (GO): regulation of DNA-templated transcription; response to hormone
Cellular component (GO): nucleus
Molecular function (GO): protein binding; DNA binding
Source: RefSeq, a predicted model, not a curated record
CAGUCUGACUGGUUACUGCCGGUGGUGGCUGAGACUGGUUAAGGAUUGACCACGGUUGAAUCUGUUGUGCACAGUUUUGACCACUCUGGUUAAGUCUCCCUCCAGAGUACACAGAGAGAGAUACUGUGAGAUGUUUCGGGUGCAGGUAGCGUUUAUCUUCUGAGACAGGGUCCUCAGGAUAUCGUGUUCCUGUGAUCGCGAGGGUCAAUUUAGGUUGAGAAUUGGGAACGACGGGUCGGAAUUGUGUGGUGUUUCCGGUGAAGAAGCUCUGUUCUGAGCGUUGAGGUUCAGUUUUUGACUGGAGUUGGCGUAUCUGUCUGUAGGUUGCGGAGAAGGACGUUGGACGAGGAAGCAAUAAUACUAACGCUUCGCUGAUUUCGAGAGUUUUGGUGUUUUGGUUUGAUCAUCUGGUCACUGGUCCCUGUACUUCCGGCCGGGUUGUUUAGUUGUGGGUUUUCGAGGAGGAGGGAAUCCGUGAAGGCGUAGGUCUGAGUCUUGAGAUGUGAAAUCACCUGGGAAUUGUCUAGAAAGCGUCUUAAAUGACAGAUCUGUGCUGAGAUUUCAGAAAAUGGCAUCAUCUGAGGUAUCGAUAAAGGGCAAUAGUGUGAACGGGAAGGGGGAAGGUUUUUCUUCUGGUUAUAGCAACCAUGACGAUGCUAGGAACGGUACAGAGGGUCAAAAUGCUCAAUCAUUAACUGUGAAAGAAGCAGAAGCUGCGCUUUACAGAGAGCUAUGGCAUGCCUGUGCUGGCCCCCUUGUUACAGUCCCUCGGGAAGGAGAGAGAGUCUUCUAUUUUCCUCAAGGACACAUCGAGCAGGUUGAGGCGUCUACCAAUCAGGUGGCGGACCAGCAUAUGCCCGUGUACGAUCUACCUUCCAAAAUCCUGUGUCGGGUGAUCAACGUGUUGCUGAAGGCCGAGCCAGACACUGACGAGGUGUUUGCCCAGGUCACCUUGGUUCCUGAGACCGAUCAAGAUGAAAACGCCGUGGAGAAAGGGCCUCCGCCGCCUACGCCCCCUCGAUUUCACGUGCAUUCUUUCUGUAAAACUCUGACUGCCUCUGAUACAAGUACUCACGGUGGCUUUUCGGUUCUGAGGCGACAUGCUGAUGAAUGCCUACCUCCUUUGGACAUGUCUAAGCAGCCACCUACCCAGGAGUUAGUGGCAAAGGAUCUGCAUGGCAGUGAGUGGCGAUUCAGGCAUAUCUUUCGAGGUCAGCCUCGGAGACACUUACUGCAAAGUGGUUGGAGUGUUUUUGUCAGCUCCAAGAGGCUUGUUGCAGGGGAUGCCUUUAUAUUUCUCAGGGGGGAGAAUGGGGAGCUUCGUGUUGGUGUCAGGCGUGCAAUGAGACAGCAGGGUAAUGUUCCAUCCUCAGUGAUAUCCUGUCAUAGCAUGCAUCUUGGUGUCCUUGCGACUGCUUGGCAUGCUAUCUCAACCGGCACCAUGUUCACUGUGUAUUACAAGCCCAGGACAAGUCCGGCUGAGUUUAUUGUUCCAUAUGAUCAAUAUAUGGAGUCUCUCAAAAAUAACUACUCAAUAGGGAUGCGAUUCAAAAUGAGGUUUGAAGGUGAGGAGGCUCCAGAGCAAAGGUUUACUGGUACCAUUGUUGGAAUUGAAGAUGCUGAUCUCAACAGGUGGCCAAAUUCCAAAUGGAGAUGCCUCAAGGUGAGAUGGGAUGAAACAUCUAAUAUACCUCGCCCCGACAGAGUUUCCCCUUGGAAAAUAGAGCCUGCUGUUGCUCCCCCAGCUUUGAAUCCGCUUCCAAUGCCCAGGCCUAAGAGGCCUCGCGCAAACUUGGUUCCAUUAUCCCCCGACUCCUCUGUUCUUACUCGAGAAGCCUCUUCUAAAGUAAAUAAAGACCCUUCACCAACAAGUGGGUUUCAAAGGGUCUUGCAAGGUCAAGAAUACUCGACCUUGAGAGGCAAUUUUGCGGAAAGCAAUGAGUCAGUUACUGCAGAGAAGUCUGUUGCGUGGCCACCUGCAGUAGAUGAUGAAAAGAUUGAUAUGGUUUCCACCUCAAGAAGGUACGAGUCAGAGAGCUGGAUGUCAAUGGGGAGGCAUGAGCCAACUUACCCAGAUCUACUAUCAGGUUUUGGAGCCAGUGGAGAUUCUUUUCGUCCGCCCUUGGCUGAUCAGACUGGCCCUCUGGCUAGUCCUGCUAAAAAUCGUUCAUUGGACCCGGAAGGGAGGUUUAAUGCACUGGCCAGUCCAUGGCCUGUAGUGCCCUCUGGUCUAUCACUAAACCUCCUGGACUCGAACAUGAAGGGUUCUAUUAAUGGUGGGGAUGUAACAUAUCAAGCCCCAGGGAAUGUGAGGUAUGGUGCAUUUGGUGACUACCCAGUUCUCCAUGGUCAUAAAGUCCAGCAGUUACAUGGGAAUUCAUUGAUGCCACCACCAUCUACAACACAAUAUGAGAGUUCUCGUUCAAGAGAGUUAAUGUCAAAACCAGCAUCAGCACAAACAAGUGAGCCUGCCAAGCCUAAAGAUGGGGAUUAUAAGCUCUUUGGCUUCUCACUCAUCAGUGGCUCCGUUGUACCAGAGCCAUCUGUAUCCCAAAGAAAUGUGACUGGCGAAUUACCUGGUCACAUGCAUCCUGCAUCUUGCAAACCUCACGAAGGUGAUCAGAAAUCAGACCAACCGAGGGGCUCAAAACCAGCUGAUGCAGUCGUUGAUGAUCCAGAGAAGUCGUUGCAAGGAUCCCAGGCACAUUUGAGAGAGGUUCAUGCCAAACCACCCGGUGGUUCUGCAAGAAGUUGCACUAAAGUACACAAGAAGGGAAUUGCACUUGGUAGGUCAGUGGACCUCACAAAGUUCAGCAACUAUAAUGAAUUAGUUGUUGAACUAGACCACCUGUUUGAAUUUGGUGGUGAAUUGACGUCUCCAAGAAAGGAUUGGCUUAUUGUCUACACUGAUGAUGAGGGUGACAUGAUGCUUGUUGGGGAUGAUCCAUGGCAGGAGUUCUGUGCCAUGGUUCGCAAAAUUUAUAUCUAUCCCAAAGAGGAGAUUCAAAAAAUGAGCCCAGGUACACUGAGUUCAAGGAAUGAAGAGAAUCAAUCAGCUAGCGAAGCUGCAGACGCCAAAGUUGAAUGUCUGUUGCAUCAGCCGUCUUCACUGCCUGAUAAUUCAUAGGAAUUGUUUUCCAUAGCUUCCAGGGCUGGAAAAGUAGGAUGUGCCAAAAGCCAUCCAGUUGGAAAUAGGAUCUGAAGACUGAAAGCCUUAUUGUGAACUGACAAGGGACUAGUUGUAUCAGAAUAUGGAUAAUUUUUGGACCUAUCCUGGAAUUAGUAUAGUGCUAGUAGAUGUUAUGCAGUGAGCGAGGUGAUAUUAUUAGCCUUGAAUUUUUCAUCAACCCUACAUUGUAAAUAGUUGUUUCCCUCCCUCCCCCGGAUCCCCGCUCCAUUCCGGCCCAUAAUGUAAGUUCAUUUGUGGUAGCUGCUGCGUAUUGGUAACAUCAGUUUAUCUGAUUUUGAUUGUCUGUGAUUGUCUCAAGACUAGUAAGUGAUGUCAGAUUGAUGAUUGAGAUAGAAGUAUCAUGAAAUAUUACCGUUUACAAGGUGUAUAUUUUAUGCUGCCUCUACAAUUUUGAAAGGCUCAAAUGACUUUUUUUAUCA